AUGGCAUCGAGCACCACUGAUACUGCUGCCACAGCACCCACCAAAGACUAUGUCACUUCUGUUGGCCAUGCCAAUGUUGGCUCAGAUGCACAGCUAAGCUAUCUACGUGACUUAUACCUCCCCAAGCAGCAGAAUGACCGAGACAUUGAUGAAGCAGCAGGUCUCGUUGUGUACAGGACAAUCACAUCGUAUCCACCUGUAAAGCAAUUGAGACCCUCUGAGCGCAAACGCAUUCUGGUUACUGGCGGCGCUGGCUUUGUAGGCUCCCAUCUUGUCGAUCGUUUGAUGUAUAUGGGCCAUGAAGUCAUUGUAUUGGACAAUUUCUUUACAGGUUCAAAACGCAAUGUGCAGCAUUGGAUUGGCCAUCCUCAUUUUGAAUUAGUGCGUCAUGAUGUUGUCGAUCCAUUUAUGAUUGAAGUGUCUCAAAUCUAUCAUUUGGCGUGUCCUGCAUCGCCUCCUCACUAUCAGUACAAUCCAACAAAGACAGUAAAGACAAGUGUUAUGGGCACCAUCAACAUGCUUGGUCUUGCAAAGCGUACAAAGGCUCGUUUCUUGUUGACAUCUACAUCAGAGGUGUACGGCGACCCUGAAGAGCAUCCUCAGAAAGAGACCUAUUGGGGUCAUGUGAACCCAAUUGGCCCUAGAGCCUGCUACGAUGAAGGUAAACGUAUUGCAGAGACAUUAACGUAUGCCUACAUGAGACAAAACGAUGUGGAUGUUCGUGUUGCUCGUAUCUUCAAUACAUUUGGCCCUCGCAUGUCACCUGCCGACGGUCGUGUUGUGAGUAACUUUAUCAUGCAAGCCAUCAAGGGCGAAUCUUUGACGUUGUAUGGAGACGGAGCACAAACAAGAUCGUUUCAAUAUGUGCAUGAUUUAGUUGACGGGCUUAUUUUACUCAUGAACAAAAACUACAGCGAGCCUGUCAAUCUGGGUAAUCCUGAAGAAUAUACCAUCAAGAACUUUGCAGACAUGAUUAGAGAAAUGGUCUUGAUUCCUCCCUUGUCGCCCGAGAAUGUCGAUAUCAAGAUCUUGCCAGCUGCAUUGGACGAUCCCAAAAAGCGCAAGCCGGAUAUUACCAGAGCUAAAAAGUAUUUGGGUUGGGAACCUGGAUUUUCCGUGAAACAAGGUUUACAGGAAACUGUGGAUUGGUUUAAGAUACAAGUAAAAGAAGGGUCCAUUUAA
This is a messenger RNA of Mucor velutinosus, 1182 nucleotides long. Its product is annotated as PHO85 cyclin-1. The transcript has 4 exons. The record is from RefSeq and is a predicted model, not a curated record. Gene Ontology annotation, biological process: D-xylose metabolic process. NCBI's taxonomy places the organism in Eukaryota, Fungi, Mucoromycota, Mucoromycetes, Mucorales, Mucoraceae. Gene Ontology annotation, molecular function: UDP-glucuronate decarboxylase activity; NAD+ binding. Bases 1 to 1182 code for a protein of 393 amino acids. Gene Ontology annotation, cellular component: cytoplasm.